GUCAAAAUUGAGGGAUAUUUUCAAAUUUUAGGAGUAUUUUGAAAUAAUGAAUUUAUAUGUCAUAACAUUACUGUUAUUAUUGCAAAAAUGCUCAUCAUUCUAUAUCCCAGGCGUAGCUCCUGUAGAGUUUCGCAAAGGACAAAAAAUCGAAGUAAAAGCUGUUAAGAUGACAAGCACACAUACUCAAUUACCUUACGAAUACUAUUCUUUACCCUUUUGUUUACCAAAAAAUGGCACAUUCAUUUAUAAGUCAGAAAAUUUAGGAGAAGUUCUUAGAGGCGACAGAAUAGUUAAUACUCCAUACGAAGUAAGAAUGGCAGAAAAUAUUGAGUGCAAAUUGUUAUGCCAUUCGAAAGACAAGCCCAUGAAUUGGAAUGAUGAAGAUUCACAAAAGGUUAUUGAAAGGAUUGAACAUGAAUAUUUUGUUCAUCUUCUGGUUGAUAAUCUACCAGUUGCAACUAAAAUUAUGAAUGAAAAUUCAUUAGAAAUUCAAUAUGAACCCGGAUACAAACUUGGUAAUAUUGUACAGAAUCAUGCAUAUAUUAAUAAUCACCUCAAGUUGAUUUUAUUAUAUCACAUGCAUAAUGUAGAUACAUAUAGAGUUGUAGGUUUUGAAGUUGAAACCUUAUCAGUUCAUAUGAGUGAAUUAAAAUUCAAAGGAGACACAUGCGAAUUUUCUAGUGAUCCUAAGCCACAACCUGUUAACAAACACUCAACACAGUUAUGGUUUACCUAUUCUGUGGAAUGGAGAAAAUCAGACGUCAGCUGGGCUUCACGAUGGGAUAUAUAUUUGGGAAUGAAUGAUGUCCAGAUUCAUUGGUUCUCUAUUAUCAAUUCGUUAGUGGUUGUGUUUUUCCUAUCAGGUAUUUUAACAAUGAUUAUGGUAAGAACAUUAAGAAGAGAUAUUGCACGUUAUAAUGCUGAUGAAUCUUUGGAUGAAACUAUUGAAGAAACAGGAUGGAAAUUAGUUCAUGGUGAUGUUUUUCGACCCCCAAAAUAUCCAAGAUUAUUUGCUGCUGUUAUUGGAAGCGGAAUACAAAUCUUUUUUAUGUCCCUUAUCAUCAUAUUCUUUGCAAUGCUGGGAAUGUUAUCACCAGCAUCCCGAGGCGCUCUGAUGACUGCUGGAAUAUUAUGUUAUGUUUUCAUGGGAUUAAUUGCUGGAUAUGUUGCUGCACGUUUGUAUAAAACAAUUAAAGGACGUGAAUGGAAGAAAAGUGCUUUCCUGACAGCAACAUUUUAUCCUGGAAUUGUUUUCGGUUCUUGCUUCUUCCUUAAUUUCUUUAUCUGGGGUAAACAUUCCAGUGGAGCCGUACCAUUUGGGACAAUGGUAUCUUUAUUAUGUUUGUGGUUUUGCAUUUCAUUGCCACUUGUAUAUCUUGGUUAUUACUUUGGGUUCAGAAAACAACCCUAUCAUCAUCCUGUUAGAACAAAUCAGAUACCAAGACAAGUUCCUCGGCAGCUGUGGUACAUGAACCUAAUGUUGAGCACUUUAAUGGCUGGUAUAUUACCCUUUGGAGCAGUCUUCAUAGAAUUAUUCUUUAUUUUCACAGCCAUCUGGGAAAAUCAAUUUUACUAUUUAUUUGGUUUUCUGUUUCUAGUAUUCUGUAUAUUAGUUAUAUCUUGUUCACAAAUAUCUAUAGUCAUGGUGUACUUCCAAUUAUGUGGAGAGGAAUAUAGAUGGUGGUGGCGCAGCUUUAUUGUUUCUGGAGGAUCUGCAGUUUAUGUGUUAGCGUAUUCAAUAUUUUAUUUUCUAACAAAAUUAGAAAUCACUGAAUUUAUUCCAACACUGCUAUACUUCAGUUAUACAGGUUUAAUGGUGUUGACAUUUUGGCUGCUAACAGGCACAAUAGGUUUCUUUGCGGCUUAUGCUUUUAUAAGAAAAAUUUAUGGAGCUGUUAAAAUCGAUUAG
Ctenocephalides felis (cat flea) is the source of this 1909-nucleotide messenger RNA. It is a transcript of the gene TM9SF4, whose product is annotated as transmembrane 9 superfamily member 4. Gene Ontology annotation, cellular component: membrane. The record is from RefSeq and is a predicted model, not a curated record. The transcript is spliced from 10 exons. Gene Ontology annotation, biological process: protein localization to membrane. NCBI's taxonomy places the organism in Eukaryota, Metazoa, Arthropoda, Insecta, Siphonaptera, Pulicidae. The coding region runs from base 47 to 1909 and encodes 620 amino acids.